AUGGCAUUUUGGGCAUCAAAUAGCGGCAUGACACCACCAACUAAAAUAAUUCCCGUACUUAAUCCGAAUCAGAAGCAAUUUUUAGAGGAUGAACAACGUUAUAAAGAAAAAAUGGAUGUAUUAGCCAAUAAUAACGAUGCUAAUCUAGCUGAUUAUUAUGUACGGAAACAAAGUGUCGUAGAUGAUCCAGAUCUAUUGGAUAAACAUGACUCCUUUUAUCAUACUACUAAGAGUCUUUUAGUAUUAUUUCAAAUUAUGGGAGUUAUGCCGAUACAUCGAAAUCCUACUGGAACAAACUUACCGCGAACUGGUUACUCUUGGACAUCGAAACAAUUCUUUUGGGCUCUAUUCAUGUAUUCAAUACAAACAACUGUUGUGGUUUUGGUUUUAAGAGAACGUGUUAAAAAAUUUGUUAACAAUUCUGAGCGGCGUUUCGAUGAAGCCAUUUACAAUGUCAUAUUCAUUAGCCUGCUUUUUACGAAUUUUCUUUUGCCGAUUGCUAGUUGGCGACAUGGACCGCAAGUGGCUAUUUUUAAAAAUAUGUGGACUAAUUAUCAACUAAAGUUUCUUAAAGUUACUGGUUCAGCAAUAGUUUUUCCAAAUUUAUAUCCGUUGACAUGGGCACUUUGUAUAUUUUCUUGGGGACUCAGCAUUGUAGUGAAUCUGUCACAGUAUUUCCUACAACCUGAUUUCGAAUUGUGGUACACUUUCGCAUAUUAUCCAAUAAUAGCAAUGCUUAAUUGUUUUUGCAGUUUAUGGUACAUCAAUUGCAAUGCUUUCGGUACCGCUAGUCUUGCACUGUCAAAUUCACUUCAGCAAACGCUUAAAGGUGAUAAGCCUGCACAAAAAUUGACGGAAUAUAGACAUCUUUGGGUGGAUUUAAGUCAUAUGAUGCAACAAUUAGGUCGGGCUUAUUCAAAUAUGUAUGGCAUGUAUUGCUUGGUUAUAUUCUUUACUACAAUCAUAGCAACUUACGGAUCCUUAAGCGAAAUUAUAGAUCAUGGCGCGACAUACAAAGAGGUUGGACUAUUCGUUAUCGUUUUCUAUUGUAUGGGCUUACUUUACAUUAUAUGCAAUGAAGCUCAUUAUGCUUCACAGAAAGUGGGUUUAGAUUUUCAAACAAAAUUAUUAAAUGUGAAUUUGACAGCCGUUGACAGUGCGACACAAAAGGAAGUACGAAUGUUUUUAGACGCCAUUGCAAAAAAUCCACCUAUAAUGAAUUUAGAUGGUUACGCAAAUAUCAACAGAGAAUUAAUCACAUCGAAUGUCUCCUUUAUGGCCACAUAUUUGGUUGUAUUACUACAAUUUAAAAUUACUGAGCAACGUGGUAUACGUUCACAACAGACAAUGACUAAAUAGGUCUUUAUAUUAUCUUUUUUGAUUCUAUCCAAUA
This is a messenger RNA of Teleopsis dalmanni, 1393 nucleotides long. RefSeq names its product gustatory and odorant receptor 21a (gene Gr21a). NCBI's taxonomy places the organism in Eukaryota, Metazoa, Arthropoda, Insecta, Diptera, Diopsidae. Gene Ontology annotation, biological process: sensory perception of taste. The coding region runs from base 1 to 1359 and encodes 452 amino acids. The record is from RefSeq and is a predicted model, not a curated record. The transcript has 4 exons. Gene Ontology annotation, cellular component: axon; membrane; neuronal cell body.